Messenger RNA from Castor canadensis (American beaver), 1501 nucleotides. It is a transcript of the gene Pgpep1l, whose product is annotated as pyroglutamyl-peptidase I like. Gene Ontology annotation, biological process: proteolysis. Gene Ontology annotation, cellular component: cytosol. NCBI's taxonomy places the organism in Eukaryota, Metazoa, Chordata, Mammalia, Rodentia, Castoridae. The record is from RefSeq and is a predicted model, not a curated record. Gene Ontology annotation, molecular function: pyroglutamyl-peptidase activity.
ACAAGACGCACGCUCCCCACUUGGGCUUCAUGGACUUGCCAUCCAGCUGCGUGGUGGUGACCGGUUUUGGGCCCUUCCGGCAACACCUGGUGAAUUCCAGCUGGGAAGCGGUGAAGGAAUUCUCCAAGCUGGGCCUGGGGACAGACACAGUGGUGGAGCUGCGAACUCUGCAGCUGCCUGUGGAUUACAGGGAGGCAGAGAGGAGGGUCGCCAGACUCUGGGAAGAUUUUCAACCACAACUUGCUGUGCACGUGGGCAUGCACACCUCUGCCAAGGCCAUCUUUCUGGAACAGUGCAGCAAGAACAGAGGCUACCAGGAUGCUGACAUACGGGGCUUCCGGCCAGAAGGUGGUGUGUGCCUCCCAGGUGGCCCAGAAGUGAUGGUGUCGGUGGUCAGCAUGAAGGCAGUUUGUAGGCGCCUUGACAUUGAAGAUGUGGAGGUGGCCUUUUCUGGAGAUGCGGGCAGGUACACUCUGCAGGUGUCAAAGCACCGAGCAAGUAUGUCUGUGAUUAUACCUACUACCUGUCUCUCCACCAUGGAAAUGGGCGUGCAGUGCUCAUCCACGUCCCCCCGCUGUCACCGUGGCUUCCGGCCAGCCUGCUGGGAAAAGCCUUGCAAGUCAUCAUCCGGGAAAUGCUGGAAGACAGUAGGGAAGCCCAAGCUCAAAGGCUAGUUGGCAGAAAACUUGAACCACAUUGAUGGGAGCCACGGGACACCAGUGGGGUUGUCUCCUCUAGAAGAAGUUAAAUGUUUGAAUUCUGUGUGUGGAGUUCAACUGUGCGGUGAGGGGCUUCUAAAAAAUUGCUUGUAAAACAGUUUACACAGAAGGAAAAAAAAAUUCUGAAUUAGCCUAACAGAAUCACAAAGAGUUAUUUUAUUGUCAGGAGAAGAACCUCUAAAAGAAAGAUGUUUCAUAAGGGAUUAACUGACUUUAGUUACGGUUUUCAUGACAAUAAAAUGAAAUCCUAGUCAUUUUUUUCCCCUUCUUGUGGUGGGGUUAUAUGAUUCUGCUGGAAUGCCAAAACCACAGACCUGUUUUUUCAGAGGUCAUGGAAAUAUAGGUGCAGUCACUGCUUUAGGGUUCCAUUCCUGGCCCCCUCACUUGUUAUCUGGGUCCUGUGAGUGGCUUCAGGGCCACUGAGUCUCUGGUGUUCACUUUUUCCAUCUCGCUUUUGCUACUCAGUUUAAGUUUUUAAGUGUACAGUUUGGUGGCUCUCAGUACAAUGGUUGUUGUGCAAUCAUCACCCAACCCAUUUCCAGAAUUUUCUCAUCAUUUGAAACUGUACAAAAAUGACCUAUUCAUUCUCUUCCCCAUCCUGAGGCAACCACCAUUCUACCCUCCAUCUCUGUGACUUCCAUGACUCUAGUCACCUCAUCUAAGUGGAACCAUACAUUUUUGGCACUUAGCAUAAUGUUCGAAAGCUUCAUCCAUAUUGUAGCAUGCAACAGGAUUCCGUUGUUUCUUAGGCUGAAUAAUAUUCCAUUAAAUGUACAUGUCAC